This is a messenger RNA of Chinchilla lanigera (long-tailed chinchilla), 1988 nucleotides long. Its product is annotated as 2'-5'-oligoadenylate synthase 1-like. Gene Ontology annotation, cellular component: membrane; nucleoplasm; cytosol. Gene Ontology annotation, molecular function: 2'-5'-oligoadenylate synthetase activity; double-stranded RNA binding. The record is from RefSeq and is a predicted model, not a curated record. Bases 38 to 1336 code for a protein of 432 amino acids. The transcript is spliced from 6 exons. Lineage: Eukaryota; Metazoa; Chordata; Mammalia; Rodentia; Chinchillidae. Gene Ontology annotation, biological process: defense response to virus; regulation of ribonuclease activity; negative regulation of viral genome replication.
AAUAAAACAAAUGGCUUCCCAGGCUCCAUAAGCGCAAAUGAGAAAGGCUAGCGGUCCUCAGAAACAUUCCUGCAGCCAUCUCAGACACAGCGCUCCGAGUCCUCACCUGACCGCCGCGAUGGACCUCAGAAACACCCUCGCCGAGAACCUGAACAAGUUCAUCAAAGACCAUCUCCUGUUAGACUACAAUUUCCACGAGGACGUCAAAAAUGCCAUUGAGCAGAUAUCUGAAUUCCUAAAGGAAAGGUGCCUUUUCCCAGGAGCCCCAAUCCCUGUGCGGGUGUCCAAGGUGGUGAGGGGUGGCUUCUCUGGCAGAGAUGCAACGCUCAGAGACCAGUGUGACGCUGACCUGGUCAUCUUCCUCACAAACCUCAAGAGUUUUCAGGAGCAGGUAUCACGCCGGGAAGAGUUUAUCAGAGAAAUUAGGCAAGACCUGGAAGAAUUUCAAAGAUGCACCAGAACACAAAUAUUUGAAAUAAACAUUAAAGACCAGGAUCCAUCCAACCCCUGCGUUCUCAGCUUUGAGCUGAGUUCCUCCCGGUUCCCAGGGAGGACAGUGAAGUUUAAUGUGCUGCCCGCCUUCAACGCCCUGGGUCAGGUCACCAAAGCCUAUAGACCAGAUCCCGAAGUCUACAUUGGGCUCAUCCAUGAGUGCACCUCCAAGCAGACAGAGGGCGAGUUCUCCACCUGCUUCACCGAGCUCCAGAGAGCCUUCGUGAAGCAGAGGCCAACCAAGGUGAAGAGCCUCAUCCGCCUCGUCAAGCACUGGUACCAGCUGUGCAAGGAGGAGCUUGGGGGUCCCCUGCCACCGCAGUACGCGCUGGAGCUGCUGACCAUCCAUGCCUGGGAAAGUGGGAGCGGAAGAACCUCUUUCAACACGGCCCAGGGAUUCAAGACCGUCUUGGAGUUAGUUACGGGCUACCAGCAGCUCUGCGUCUACUGGACGGAGUAUUACGACUUUGAAAACCCCAUUAUUACAGACUACCUGAAUGGGCAGCUCAGGAAACGCAGGCCUGUGAUUCUGGACCCAGUGGACCCUACCCGAAACUUGGGUGGUGAAGACCCAGAGUGCUGGAGGCGGCUGGCACAAGCGGCUGAAGCCUGGCUGAGCUAUCCAUGUUUUGAGGGCCGUGACGGGUCCCGUCUGGAAUCCUGGGGAUGUACCCGCCGGAAGCAGACAAUGAAGACUAGGGAGCGUUCCGGCCGCAGGCGGGUAUCAGCGCGAAUCCAGGACCCGACCUCCUCCCGCGCACCACCGCUCCGCAAGCGCAGGAAGCCUGGUCUCCCGCCCUCCUGUGACUGCUUGGCAUAUGAACAAUUGAAGGGGGGACAAUAGACCCCCAAGUUACCAGAGUGUUAGACAAGAGAGUGGCGCUCAGCCUUCAUUUCCACCUGUGCCCCGUUCACGAUCGAUGACAAUAAAAAUGACAGCAGGUGCGUGUUGGGUGUUUACGCACUUCAAGGCACAGGGUCGGGAAGUACAGAUGUGUGUGUUCAUGGAUUCAGUGGAAAAUAUUUUUUAAGUGCUUACGAGGGCUAGGUACCAGGAACACAGCAAUGAAUGAAGGGGACUAAAGUCCCUGUCCUUGUGGAGUUGACAUUUUGACAUUGGAUGAUUUAUUAUAAUUAUUAGUUUAGGAAGGAUAAUGUCUGCAUAAGAGUCAUAAUUCUAACCCAUGACCUUGGAGUUUCUUCUCACUUAAUCUAGUAAUUCUAACAAUAUUUUGUCCUUUUCCCUGCAAAUGUCUUUCAUGCCUGUCAUAUUUACCCCUAAGUAUCUGUUUUGACACUAUUAUGUUCAAUACAUUUUCUCUUCUUUCAUUCUGUAUUGGUCAGUUCCUGGAGGUUUUAAAUGUUUUCCAUGUUUUUAGAUUUGGUAAGAGCAUUGCAUGUGAUUUUUAUAUUCUGCAUUUUCUGAUUUUAUUAAUUUUAUGUACUGAACUUGUAUUAUUUCUAUGGCUACAAGAAAUAAUAAAGCAAUUUUUCUU